Schizosaccharomyces octosporus yFS286 is the source of this 2213-nucleotide messenger RNA. RefSeq names its product leukotriene A-4 hydrolase. Gene Ontology annotation, molecular function: zinc ion binding; epoxide hydrolase activity; metallopeptidase activity. The transcript has 2 exons. Gene Ontology annotation, cellular component: cytosol. Bases 215 to 2056 code for a protein of 613 amino acids. Lineage: Eukaryota; Fungi; Ascomycota; Schizosaccharomycetes; Schizosaccharomycetales; Schizosaccharomycetaceae. The record is from RefSeq and is a predicted model, not a curated record. Gene Ontology annotation, biological process: proteolysis.
AAAAGCUCAUUAUUCCCAUACUGUUCUUGAUACUGAGUACCUUUCAUCCAUUCCACACUACAUAAACAAACUUUUUCUUCAAAAAACAUAGAAUUGGUUUAUUUUAGAAUUUACAGAAGAAAUUAAAUUUGAUUUUUAAAGCCGUUUUACAGUGCUAAGACAUUUCUCUGGUUCCUGGUUUUUAUUUUGUUUGUAGCUGACACGCGCUUGUACAAUGAAGAUUUCGUUGGAUCCUUCGACACAGUCGAAUUAUUAUGAUGUUUCCAUUCAUCAUUUACUUUUAGAUGCAGAAAUUGAUUUUGGUAAGAAGCUUCUUUUUGGUACUGUGGAGUACAAAAUUCAAUCUGCUCGUAUUUCUGAACCUCUGUCCCACAUCAUCUUGGAUACAUCCUACCUGGAUGUCAAAUCUGCCUCCUUGAACGGUACACCUGUUCCUUUUCGUGUUGACGAACGUCGCGAUUUCUUAGGAAAUGCCCUUCAUGUCGUUCCACCAAAACCAAUCCCUGCCAUAGAUAUUGCGACUUUACGGAUAAGCUUUUCAACUACUAAGGAAUGCACUGCCAUUCAAUUUUUAGAUCCCCAACAGACAAUUGGAGGGAACGCUCCCUACAUGUUUUCUCAAUGCCAAGCCAUUCAUGCUCGCUCUAUGCUUCCCUGUCAGGACACCCCUUCUGUAAAAGUACCUUGCACUUUUCACAUCCGAUCUAAACUUCCUGUGAUUGCAUCCGGUAUUCCUUGUGGUACUCGUGAUUUCCGCGAUGAUUCUCUCGUAUACAUGUUUGAGCAACCUCUUGGUAUUCCUUCCUACUUAAUUUCCAUUUUAAGUGGUGACCUUGCUUCUUCUUCCGUGGGUCCUCGUUCCACCGUAUAUACCGAACCAGACAACAUUGUAGCUUGCAAAUUUGAAUUUGAACAUGAUAUGGAAAAUUUCAUGAAGGCCGCCGAAUCUCUUACUACUCCUUAUGCAUGGACUCGUUACGAUUUUGUUGUCCUGCCUCCUUCAUUUCCUUAUGGUGGCAUGGAAAAUCCUAACGCGACAUUUGCUACUCCCACUCUUAUUGCCGGUGACCGCUCAAACGUCUCCGUCAUUGCACAUGAACUAGCUCAUUCUUGGAGUGGUAACCUUGUUACCAAUGAAUCCUGGCAAUGUUUUUGGCUUAAUGAAGGUAUGACUGUCUUCUUAGAGCGAAAAAUCAUCGGUCGCGUUCAAGGUGAAAAGUAUCGCCAGUUUGAUGCCAUCAUUGGCUGGGGUGAGUUGAAAGAAGCCGUCGAACUUUUCGGUAAAGACCACGAAUUUACUAAGCUUAUUGUUGAUCUUGAUGGAAAAGAUCCCGAUGAUGCCUUCUCAACAAUCCCUUAUGAAAAGGGGUUCAACUUCCUUUAUGAAAUCGAACGUGUCGUCGGUGGACCUGUUGUUUUCGAACCUUUCCUGUCUUUCUAUUUCAGAAAGUUCGCUAACUCUACUGUCAACGAAGUUAAGUUUAAGAAUGCUCUCUAUGAGUACUUUAAACCGUUGGGUCUCUCUCAAGCUCUUGAUUCUAUUGAUUGGGACGCAUGGUAUUAUGCACCUGGAAUGCCCCCAGUAACACCCCAAUUUGAUACCACAUUAGCUGACAACUGUUACAAGCUUGCUGACGUAUGGGUAAAUAGCGCUAAAACAUCAGAAAACCCAGACAAGUUUAAGCAAGAUGACAUCGAGGGUUGGUCUGCCGCUCAACUCUCUCUUUUCCUUGAUGUUCUUUUUGAAGCUGACGCCUUCCCUCACAAUUAUAUAGCUGCCAUGGACUCUGCCUACUCCUUCUCCAAUUCUAGAAAUGCUGAAAUUUCGUUCCGCUACUUUAAGCUCGUCCUGAAGAGCAAAUACAAACCUCUAUACGAACGUAUCGCUGACCAAGUGGGCAAGGUUGGUCGUAUGAAAUUCGUUCGUCCUACUUAUCGUUUGUUAAAUCAAGCCGAUCAUGACUUAGCUGUGAAAACCUUUAGAAAGUACAGCAAUUUCUAUCACAAAAUUUGUGCCGGCCUUGUUAAGAAGGAUUUAGGCAUCGCUGAAAACUAAAGCAUCAUCAACUUACAUGCCUAAAGAGUCUACGAUUCAGUAAGUUCUAAGCUGACGUUCAUUCUAUAAUUUACAAACUUGACUAGACUUUAUUUUUAAAUUGAAUAUGGAAUUAUAAUAAUAAUCUGUAACAAUUCAUUUUUUUCUUGUUUCUGUC